Molecule: messenger RNA, 2813 nt
Organism: Dinoponera quadriceps
Lineage: Eukaryota; Metazoa; Arthropoda; Insecta; Hymenoptera; Formicidae
Gene: DNAlig1
Product: DNA ligase 1
Exons: 15
Coding region: 148-2673 (841 amino acids)
Biological process (GO): DNA repair; DNA recombination; Okazaki fragment processing involved in mitotic DNA replication
Cellular component (GO): mitochondrion; nucleus
Molecular function (GO): DNA binding; ATP binding; DNA ligase (ATP) activity
Source: RefSeq, a predicted model, not a curated record
GUGUAGAAUCCGAGCAAUAAUGUCGCAGCGCAGUAUAGAUUCUUUUUUCACUAGAAUAUCAUCCAAGAAGGAAAACUUGUCUCAGGUGAAUUCAGAAAGGUAUGUUUCAUGCCAUCAAGUAAUAGUCGCUCUCUCUAUUAGUGAAAUAUGUUAAGAACCCUUGUGAUAUGCUCGCGUUUGAGCUCCUUAGUUCUACCAGCUCGACGUCUCGAGCUUGCAGCUCGCAACCAAUUUGUUGUUGUUUUUAAUCGGAUACAUGCAACCAACAGCAACUUGUCCGACAAACAGGAGGAUGAGGAUGCAUCAGCAAGUGGCAAACGCAAGAGGGACACUGACGAUAGAUCUUCCAGCUCUCCUCCUCCUUCAAAGAAGCUAGGUAUUAAACUCAAAGAACCAAAACCAGCUUCCAAAACCCCUUCACCAUCUGCAAAGUCCCGUGCGAAGCCAGGGCCCACUUCGGAAAAGAAAAAUAAAAUUUCACCUGGAAAGUCAAAGAAGGCAAAGGGAAAAAUAUUGAAAGAUAUAUCUGGUACUAAGAAAAAAGAGGAGAAAGAUGAAAAAGUAAAUGGAGCUGAAACUAAGCAAGAUAUUUCUACUAAAAAUGGUAAUGUUGAAGAGAAAGAGGAAAAAGAGAAAUCUGUUUCACCAAUUAAGCAAAAGGAAGAUACAAAAGCUGACAAAGCGAGCAAUGGAAAAAGCGGCAACCAGUCUUACAAUCCCAGCGUGUCCCGUUAUCAUCCGAUAAACGAUGCAUGUUGGAAACGAGGAGACAAAACUCCGUACAGUGCAUUUACGCGCACUUUGGAGCUUAUCGAGAAAACAAGCGCGCGGCUAAAGAUAAUAGAAAUAUUGUCGAACUACUUCCGCUCCGUUAUAGUUCUGAGCCCGACGGAUCUUUUGCCGAGCGUGUAUCUGUGCCUUAAUCAAUUGGCGCCAGCGUACGAAGGUAUCGAGCUGGGAGUCGCCGACACGAAUCUGAUGAAAGCGAUAGCGCAGUGUACUGGUAGAACACUCGCCCAAAUUAAGGCCGAUGUCCAGCAAAUCGGUGAUUUGGGAAUGGUAGCGGAAAGUAGUAGGUCCAAUCAGAGAACCAUGUUUCAGCCGGCACCGUUGACGGUUCCCAACGUGUAUGCCAAGUUAAAGGAGAUAGCUCAAAUGACAGGGCACUCGUCUCUGGCGAAAAAGCUGGACAAAAUCCAGACAUUGUUCGUGGCCUGUCGCAAUAUCGAAGCGAAAUACCUGAUCAGAUCACUGGCUGGGAAGCUUCGUAUCGGUUUAGCUGAGCAGUCUGUCUUGCAAGCGUUAGCCUUAGCCUGUGCGAUGACACCGCCGGAACAAUCCUACCCACCAGAAAUAGUAAAUGCGAGCAAAGAGAUGUCGAGUGAACGGUUCAAAGAAAAGUACGACGAGAUAGCGCUCAUAUUGAAGACAACGUAUUGCGAAUGUCCGAACUACAAUCUCAUAAUUCCCGUGCUAUUGGAGGACGGAAUAAAAACCUUGCCGAGCAAAUGCAAGCUCACGCCUGGGAUACCUCUGAAACCUAUGCUGGCGCAUCCUACUAAAGGCGUUCAAGAAGUGUUAACGCGAUUCGAAGGCUUGAAAUUUACGUGCGAAUGGAAAUAUGACGGAGAGAGAGCACAGAUACAUGUCGCGGACGACGGUCAAGUCAGUAUCUACAGCAGAAACCAAGAGAACAACACUAGUAAGUAUCCGGAUAUCAUAGGCCGAUUGAAGAAUACUCGCAACGAAUUGGUGAAGAGUUGCAUACUCGACUGCGAGGCGGUUGCCUGGGACAACGAGAAGAAACAGAUUCUGCCGUUCCAAGUACUUAGCACGAGAAAGCGAAAAGACGCCAAUGAGGAGGACAUCAAAGUACAGGUGUGCGUGUUUAUGUUCGAUUUGCUGUACCUAAACGGUGAGCCAUUGGUGAAAGAACCUUUCGCGAAACGCCGUGAAUUGCUGAAGAAGCACUUCAACGAAAUAGAAGGCGAAUGGAAAUUCGCCACCAGUCUGGACACUUCGACGAUGGAGGAGGUGCAGAUCUUCUUGGACGAAUCGGUGAAAGGAAAUUGCGAGGGCCUGAUGGUGAAAACACUAGAAGAAGAGGCAACUUACGAGAUUGCAAAGCGAUCGAGAAAUUGGUUGAAGCUUAAGAAGGAUUACUUGGACGGCGUUGGUGAUACACUCGACGUCGUUGUAAUCGGUGGUUACAUCGGCAAAGGAAAAAGAACCGGUACCUACGGCGGUUUCCUUUUGGCGUGCUACGAUCAGGAAAACGAGGAGUAUCAGAGUAUCUGCAAGAUCGGCACUGGCUUCAAGGAGGAAGAUCUCGAGAGGCACACGAAGUUUUUCAAAGAUCACGUGAUACCUCAGACUAAAUCGUAUUACCGUUUCGACAACAGCCAUGAGCCGGAUCACUGGUUCGAGCCGAUUCAACUUUGGGAGAUUAAAUGCGCCGAUCUCUCUCUUUCGCCGGUUCACCGAGCGGCUAUUGGAAAAGUUGAUCCGGAGAAAGGAAUAUCCCUGAGGUUUCCACGAUUUAUCAGGAUCCGCGAGGACAAGUCUUGCGAGGAGGCCACAUCCGCUCAGCAAGUGGCGGAUAUGUACAAUAACCAAGAACAGAUUAAGAAUAAAACAUCGGCGUCAAAAGCCGCAGAAGAAGAUUUUUAUUAAUAUGAUGUUUACUUUUACUUAUUUCGUUGUAUACGCAUUAAAUCACUGAAUUAAUUUGUCAUAUAUUUUUAUAACUAACUAUAUAACUUUUAUAACUAGUGAUUUUGUAAACGCCGAAUAAAACGUUUCGAUAUAUGAUA